AUGACCGACUACAGCAAGAAGACCAACGCCGAAUUGGUCGAGAUCCUCAAAGCUCGAUCGCUCCCCCACACCGGCAAAAAGGCCGACAUGGUUUCGCGCCUUCAAGAAAACGACGGAAACAAGCCCGCCGAUGCUACUGCGACUGACGCUGCUGCGCCCGCCGCCAAGACCGACACCGAGGACGUCAUCGACUGGGACGACGAGCCUUCAGAGACACCCGCGCAAGCUUCCACAGAAACCGGAGCUGCCGCAAUCGCCGCUGGCGGACAAGGCGCAGUCCCUAACCCUGUCGCCGUGCCCAACCAGAAGCUCGACGAGGACCCUGCCACAACCGACGACCUCAAGGUUGAAUCGACCGGCGCUGCGCCCGAAGCCGCCACCCAAGCCGAAGCCCCUGUUGAACAGAAGCCUGCUGUCGACUACACCCGCGGACUCCCUACAACCGAUCUGGAAGCAGAACUGGCCAAGCGCAAGGCCCGCGCCGCGAAGUUCGGAAUUGUCGAGGAUGAUGAGACGGCGUUGAAGGAGGCUACAAAGCAACUCGAACGCGCUCAACGAUUCGGUACUGGAGUCGAGGAAACUGGGGUCAGCCGUCUUGAUCAGGCGCUUCCUGAUGAGCGGCCUCGCAAGCGCGGGAAUGAUUCUCGCGAUGGCCGUGGUGGCAAGAGACGCGACACCGGUCGCAACCGCAAUCGCCGUGGCGAUGGCAACCGGAAUCGCAACCCGGACGGCAACAAGACCAACGCUGGUGUGAAGAAGCCCAAUGCGGGUGGCAAUGCACAGAAGACCUGGAGCGAGAAGGACAAUGCAGCCAUGGAGGCUCGUAAGAAGCGCUUUGCUGCUGCGGCUUAA
Messenger RNA from Penicillium brevicompactum, 852 nucleotides. RefSeq names its product SAP domain-containing protein. Gene Ontology annotation, biological process: poly(A)+ mRNA export from nucleus. The transcript has a single exon. The coding region runs from base 1 to 852 and encodes 283 amino acids. Gene Ontology annotation, cellular component: nucleus. The record is from RefSeq and is a predicted model, not a curated record. Lineage: Eukaryota; Fungi; Ascomycota; Eurotiomycetes; Eurotiales; Aspergillaceae.